This is a messenger RNA of Musa acuminata AAA Group (dessert banana), 1336 nucleotides long. Its product is annotated as nuclear transcription factor Y subunit C-6-like. The transcript is spliced from 3 exons. The coding region runs from base 172 to 981 and encodes 269 amino acids. Gene Ontology annotation, biological process: regulation of transcription by RNA polymerase II. Gene Ontology annotation, molecular function: RNA polymerase II cis-regulatory region sequence-specific DNA binding; DNA-binding transcription factor activity, RNA polymerase II-specific; protein heterodimerization activity. Gene Ontology annotation, cellular component: nucleus. The record is from RefSeq and is a predicted model, not a curated record. Lineage: Eukaryota; Viridiplantae; Streptophyta; Magnoliopsida; Zingiberales; Musaceae.
AGGCAUAUAUUCCCUUUGUCUUCCCACUAUAAAACUAAAUCGUGUUUGCAGACUCAUCACCUCUGGUUAGAAGGUUGACGAUCAAACCUGGUUCUGGUUAGAGAUUGAAGUUGACGCCAAUCAAAACCAUCUCCAUCCAAAUAAUUGCACUGCUGGUCAUGUUGUCAGUGCAUGUACGUAUCUCACUGCAUCACCACUCUGCACCACCUGACAACACAAGGUGAAAAGAAAUCGACCACUGUGUUUAGGCUGCACAGCUGGCCAAGCCCUAAUGCCUGCCACCAUUGGACCAGCCAAAAGUUCAUCAUAAAUGCUUUGCUAAGGUCCUCUCCAAAUCCAACCAACUUCUACCAAGCGGCCUCUUCCCCUCGUUCCAUCGCUUUCUUCAUCCUUUCCUGCCUGCCCUGGUGCCCCAAACAGGUAUUUCUCUCUCCCUGUCUAUCGUUCGCAAUACCAGAGAGAAUGGAUCAGCCGGGCCACACCACCCCGCCGGUGAUGGGCGUCGCCACUGGGGUGCCCUACGCCGCGGCUGCCGGCGGCGGCCCCUACCAGGCCUACCAGCAUCUGUACCACCAGCAACAGCAGCAGCAGCAGCAGCAGCUCCAGUUGUUCUGGGCCGACCAGUUCCGCGAGAUCGAGCAGACCACCGACUUCAAGAACCACAGCCUGCCGCUCGCCCGGAUCAAGAAGAUCAUGAAGGCCGACGAGGACGUCCGCAUGAUCGCCGCCGAGGCCCCCGUGGUCUUCGCCAGGGCCUGCGAGAUGUUCAUCCUCGAGCUCACGCACCGGUCGUGGGCUCACGCCGAGGAGAACAAGCGCCGCACCUUGCAGAAGAAUGACAUAGCCGCCGCCAUCUCCCGCACCGACGUCUUCGACUUCCUCAUCGACAUCGUGCCGAGAGAGGAGGGGAAGGAAGACGUGGCACGCCCGCUCGGUGGCCCGCCCACCGACCCGAUGUCUUACUACUAUGUCCAGCAGUAGCAGUAGCAGCAUCAGCAUCAGCAUCAGCAUCAACAAUGUGCGCCUCUGUUUUCUUCCGCAAAGAGAUGUUUUCUCCGACAAUGCCUUGUCUUCCCCGUAAGUCAUUGCUAUUAGCAUCCAUCUGGAUUCGGAAGGAGCGGAAAACAGUCGACCUGUGGAACAGGAUGAUGGUGGUUGAAUGUUUUAACUUGUUAUAACUUGGUAUCGUCGACUGUUUACACCAAGGCAAUGUUUUGUUUAAAGGAUCUGCUUCUCUCGGAAAAUAACUUACUGAUGUAUGGUGAAUCAAAAUUUUGUGUGUCGAAACUUGAUCUUUUCAAGUGUAGUAGAUAUGAAGGAAUUGAUAUUAUUGUGA